GGUCUCUCAGCUCAAGCUGAAGUUGAAGCUGAAGCUGAAGCUGCAGUCGCGACUCCCAACUGUCUGGCAUAUCCUUUUUUUCUCUUUUGUUCUGUGUGUUCGCUCAUUCGUUUGUUUGUGUGUGUUCUCUGUGCUUCUCUGUUGUGUGAUGCAAUACGCCCUCUGCCCGCCCUCACAUGGAUCAACUGCUCAAGCAGCUGGCGGCUGCUGCGCAGGCGCACACACAACAGCAGUUGGGCCAGCCAGGGUUGCCAACGUUGCCUGGGUUGCCAGGCUCGCUGCAUCUCUAUGCAGCUGCCGCAGGCUGGGCGCCAUUUUUUGGGGUUAAAUCCGCUCAACAGCUCCGCUGGCAACUCCAACUCCAAUUAUCGCUCUGCCUCAGCCUCAGCCUCAGCCUCUGCCCACAUGCUGCGUCACAUGGCGCUGUUGCAGCGCUUCAGAGAGCAGCAGGAGGUUAAAGAGCAGCAGUUGGUGGCGGAGGCAGAGGCGGAAGAAGAGCAAGACGAAGAGGAACUGGAAGUGGAAGUGGAAGAAUUGGAACAAACCAAAGUCAACGGAGUCUCCUCACCCGAUGUCGAAGCCUCCGCCCACGACGAUGAUGGCACAACGGCCAGCGAGAGCGGCGCUGCCUCAACUGCCUCAGUUGCCGCUGCUGCUGCUGCUGCAAAGCAUCGACGCAGCCGCACCAAUUUCAACACCUGGCAGCUGGAGGAGCUGGAGCGAGCGUUUCUUGGCAGCCACUAUCCGGAUGUGUUUAUGCGCGAGGCGCUGGCCAUGCGACUGGAGCUGAAGGAGGGGCGCAUUGCGGUCUGGUUCCAAAAUCGUCGAGCCAAGUGGCGCAAGAAGGAGCACACAAAGAAGGGUCCAGGCCGGCCGGCGCACAACGCUCAGCCGCAGAGCUGCAGCGGAGCACCGAUUCCGCUGCCCGAACUGCGAGCCCGGGAGCAGGCACAACGCAGCAAACGCAUUGCCAAAGCCAUCGAUCGGCAGGCGCGCAAACUGCGUCUGAAGGGCAUUGAGGUGGACAUGACGCAGCUUCAGGCUGACUAUCUGUCGACGCACAAGGAUGUGGAUCAGCUGAGUGCUGGGUGCAGAGAUGACGAUGAGUUGCCCAUCGAUGUUGUGGGCGAGUGCAGCGACAGCUUGGACAACUCGCACUCGCUUAGCUCCACGUUUGCCACAUUGACGCCGCAGACAAACCAAAGAAGCUGUCACGAAGAUAGCUGCGAUGGCAACGGGAAUGUGAAUGGGAAUGAGGCUGGGGAUGCUGUGAUAAAAGUGGAGCCGCUGGAAUCACCCGCUGAAAUUUCCAAGCCUCCGUCACAGCACAAAGGACAUUACAACUCCUCUUUCAGCAUUGAAUCCUUGCUCGGCACAUAGCAAAAACAUCGUCAACAGAACUAUAUUUAAUAUUAAUAUAAGGUUUUUUUUUCUUCCAUCGAAUAAGACACUUUGAAGCGUGGA
Drosophila nasuta is the source of this 1464-nucleotide messenger RNA. RefSeq names its product Ods-site homeobox (gene OdsH). The coding region runs from base 289 to 1380 and encodes 363 amino acids. Gene Ontology annotation, molecular function: sequence-specific double-stranded DNA binding; DNA-binding transcription factor activity, RNA polymerase II-specific. The transcript has 4 exons. NCBI's taxonomy places the organism in Eukaryota, Metazoa, Arthropoda, Insecta, Diptera, Drosophilidae. Gene Ontology annotation, biological process: regulation of DNA-templated transcription. The record is from RefSeq and is a predicted model, not a curated record.